CACAGACAGAAAUACAGAGAGAGGGAGGGAGAGAGGGAGAGAGAGAAUACAAUAUGCAAAUUGUAAGUUACUCCAGCAAUAUAUCUUACUAAGCUUAUUAUAGGUAUGACAGUUAAUAUAAAAGUAGACUUCAUGCAGAACUUGAGAAUAUCAGACUUGUGGCAGUGUUACAUCUAGGCUAGCAUGGAUUAGAUUUUUAUGAAUUUAUCAGUAUUAUUUGUUUCCUCCUAGAUGGUUGCCUCUCUGAAGUCUUGGCCUCUUGUGAUUGCCAUGGCUCUGUGCAUCAUGUUCUGUCUGGGAACUUUUGUGGAAGCCUAUCCACCCAAGCCUGAGAGUCCUGGAGAAAAUGCUUCGCCGGAAGAAAUGGCAAAAUAUAUUGCUGACCUUCGGCAUUACAUUAACUUGGUGACAAGGCAAAGGUAUGGCAAGAGAUCUAUCCCAGAGACCUUGAUGUCAGAGCUUGUUUUUGGAGACAAUAGCAAUGCCAGAUCAAGGUUUGAUGAUUCGUAUAUGUGGUGAAGACUUACCCACUUUUCAGUAAAUGGAAGAUCAGCUGCGUCUUUUUAAAUAUUCCACUCCUGUUGUGUCAUUUAACAUUUUUAAAAAGCCUGUUCUUUCCCCAUUUCUGUUUUCUAUCAAAUGUUGAAUCUUGGAAAAUCAUUCUUUUGGGGAUUCCUUCUGCCCCUCCCCCCCAAAAUAAAAAAAAAUGAAAAUGGUUCUUGCAAGCAUUAAGGGGACUCUGCAAGAAAUCUAUUGUGCUGGGGACAGGUCUGGUGUAUACUUGUGUUCAGUAGUGGCCUCGGCUUUUUUUUGAAACAAUGUCUGCAUUGAUUCAUCCAUGAAAAAUCACACUAUGUCCAUUCUUUAUUUUUUACAACCAUAGAUGUGUGUAUAUAUAAUGAUGUAUGAAUGUUUGUGUG
Thamnophis elegans (Western terrestrial garter snake) is the source of this 920-nucleotide messenger RNA. RefSeq names its product goannatyrotoxin-Vere1-like. Gene Ontology annotation, molecular function: neuropeptide Y receptor binding; neuropeptide hormone activity. Gene Ontology annotation, cellular component: extracellular region. Gene Ontology annotation, biological process: neuropeptide signaling pathway; feeding behavior. The record is from RefSeq and is a predicted model, not a curated record. The transcript has 3 exons. NCBI's taxonomy places the organism in Eukaryota, Metazoa, Chordata, Lepidosauria, Squamata, Natricidae. Bases 232 to 519 code for a protein of 95 amino acids.